Molecule: messenger RNA, 2177 nt
Organism: Cyprinodon variegatus (sheepshead minnow)
Lineage: Eukaryota; Metazoa; Chordata; Actinopteri; Cyprinodontiformes; Cyprinodontidae
Gene: gpr142
Product: probable G-protein coupled receptor 142
Exons: 3
Coding region: 156-1238 (360 amino acids)
Biological process (GO): G protein-coupled receptor signaling pathway
Cellular component (GO): membrane
Molecular function (GO): G protein-coupled receptor activity
Source: RefSeq, a predicted model, not a curated record
CCUGGACCUCUCUGCUCCUCCUCAUCCUCCUCACUGGUCGUCCAAAUGGGAUUCUGCAGGAACCUUUGAGGGGGAGCAGCACUGAACUGGCCCAGUCUGAUAUAACAGGAGAGAAACACCCUGAAAGCUGGAUCUGAAGAGGAACCACUGAGGCCAUGAUCGACUGGCCCAAUGUGACAGAGUCCAGCUAUGAAGAGCUGGGCCUGAAACCUGAGGAGCUGCAGAGAUCCAAAUGUGUCCUUGGCUUUAUUCCUGUCAUUUACUACAGCGUUCUGCUGUGUGUGGGAGUACCAGUAAACAUCCUCACAGCAGUGGCUUUAUGCAGGCUGGCGUCACGCACCAAGAAAGCUCUUUACUACUACCUCUUAGCAGUAACAGGCUCAGAUAUCCUUUCCCAGCUCUUUAUCAUCUUUGUCGGCUUCCUGCUAGAGACAGCUGUUUUCCACCGUGACGUCCCUACGGUCCUGUUGCACGUGGUCAGUGCUGCAGAGUUCGCUGCAAACCAUGCCUCCAUCUGGUCCACUGUACCUCUGACUGUGGACCGGUACGUAGCGCUGUGCCACCCAUUGAUCCACCGUCAGAUCAGCUACCCGGCACGAGCCAGGAAGAUCAUCGCAGCUGUGCUGUUGUUGUCCCUCGCAUCAGGUGUGCCUUUCUUCUGGUGGUCGGACGUUUGGAGGGACAGCCACCCUCCCACUGCCCUGGAUGCCGUCCUCAUAUGGACACAUGUGACCAUCAUCUACUUCCUCCCCUGCACCAUCUUUUUGGUGCUAAACUCCUUAAUAAUCCAUACACUGAGAUUAAGGCAGAGGCAGCAGCCCUGCCAGGAGGAGCGUGGGCCUCCACGCCGAUUAGGAAAAACUACCGCCAUGCUGCUGGCCCUCACCUCUGUGUUUUCAGUUCUUUGGGCUCCCAGAACUGUUGUAGUCAUCUACCACCUGUAUGUGUCCUCAGUUCACCAGGACUGGCAGGUCCACCUUGCUUACGAUUUGUCCAAUAUGCUGGCAAUGCUCAACACAGCUGUAAAUUUUUUCCUGUACUGCUUUGUCAGCAGGCCUUUCCGUAGCACCGUGCGGGACAUCGUACUGCUCAAAGGAGGGCCACUGCACCCUCAUGGGGCACUCCCUCAGCAGCAGGCCCCAACUAAUGCCUCCAUCUCCUCUCUGUACAGUGGGAACAAACGCUCGCAGCGGGACUCCACUCCCUUGUCUCCUCGCAGGAACAGAAAGCCCUCAUGACCCCACCAUUAAAACAAAACACACGUCCUCCCACGGCCCUAGUGCAUUUUAAACUCCAGGGAGCAGCACUUUGUUCCAGGCAUGACUAUGGACAGCAGCCAAUCAUCCCAGCAGCUUUCUAACAGAGCUCCAAGCUGUUUUUUUGUUUUCUCUGAUCUGGUGCUGUUUGUCACCGUAAAUCAAACAAGAAUGCUUUUUUUGUUUUUGCUCCAAGGAAUUUAGAAAAAAAAAACAACAAAAAAAGGUCUCCAUUUUUGGUUGAAAUAUGAAUUUUUUCCCCAACUUAUACAGUCAGACAUCAAGGAGGGAUGAAAAUAAAAGUGUAAAUCAAAUGUUUGAGUGUAAAUGUAAUAACAAUUAGUCUGCUGAGUAAAUUCUGUUGUUUUGCGAGCCUAGAAAAAGUAAAAGAAAAAAAAUAUCGUGAAUGUGGACCGAUCCAUUUAUAUGCCACAGAUUUCAGCCAGCCGAGCAAAAACAUUAAGCAAACACUCAGGACAAAAUCUGCAGCUAGUUGAAUCUGGAGUAUUUUUGCUUUUUUUCAUUAAAUGCAGCCCAUUGGACACUAAAAUGAAAAGCUUGUUUAUGAGGCAGGUGUUUCGACCCUGCUUUAUAAACAAGCCCUAAAUCUGCUGCUACAUCAGCCUAACAUGACUUCAGCUCUGGCGAAGCAAACUGCAGCUCCGCCGUGAAUGUGUGUGCAAACACAAACAGAUAACACAGUACAUGCACCAUCUCAUUCAUGCAUGAUCAUGUGCACUCAUAUCCAGCUAGUACAUUUCCACUUGCAGUGAAUCAGUGAACCAUUAUGGAAGCUGCAUCGGUUAUUUACACAAACUACCUGAGACUGUAUGAUUUAAAAUUUCAUGUCACAGUUUUUAUAAAGUGAGUUAUUGUAUAAGGUAUGUUUUUUUAUUCUUCAUGCUGCACUAUCUGUCAAGA